GUACCAGAGCAACUACAACAGCAAAGAUAUCAGGAGCCGGAUUUGAGACUUUCUCCUGAACCCUACGAAAGUAUUUCCUCAACUUUCAUCUGUUUGGAUCUCCCUAUUUGUUUUCUUUUUUUUGGGGGGAGAAAAAUGAUGUUUACUACUUUCAACACGGAGUGCGAUUCCUCCUCUCGCUGCAGCACCGCUUCUCCGUCCGGGGACAAUCUGGGAUAUUACCCGUCACCAGCGGGAUCUUACUCCAGCAUGGGAUCUCCCCAGUCUCAGGAUUUCACUGACCUGACAGCAUCAAGUGCCUCCUUCAUCCCCACCGUCACAGCUAUUUCGACAAGCCCAGAUCUGCAGUGGAUGGUCCAGCCUUUGAUCUCCUCAGUGGCCCCUUCUCACAGAGCUCCCCCCUACAGCCCCAGCCCUGCAUACUCCAGACCAGGCAUGAGGUCUUCAUUCAGGGCGCAUAACUCUAAUAAGAGGGGCAGAAUGGAACAGGUGACACCUGAGGAGGAAGAGAAGAAAAAAGUUCGCAGAGAGAGAAACAAGCAGGCAGCAGCAAAAUGCCGCAACAGGAGGAGAGAGCUCACAGACACUCUGCAAGCUGAAACAGAUGAGCUAGAGGAUGAGAAGUCCAUCCUGCAGAAUGAUAUUGCUAAUCUUCUAAAGGAGAAGGAGAGGCUCGAGUUCAUACUGGCUGCCCAUCAACCCAUUUGCAAAAUCCCCUCAGAGCUGGACACUGACUUCUCCAUGGUGUCCAUUUCAUCUUCCCACCCCUGCCUCUCCACCGCCGUGUCCUCCCAGACACAGAUCACCAUCCCAAAGUCAACCACUAUCACUUCCAGCCUGCCAACAUUCACUUCAACCUCCAACUCCAUCUUCUCCAGCAUCAGCAGCAGCAACAGCUCCAUCCUCUCCACCGCCACCAUCUCCUCCAGCAGCGUGGUCAAGAUGACAGACCUGGACUCCUCCGUCCUGGAGGAGUCUCUGGAUCUGCUGGCAAAGACGGAGAUGGAGACGGCGCGGUCAGUUCCGGAGGUUGACCUGUCCAACUCCCUCUACACAACUCAGGACUGGGAGCCCCUUCACGCCUCAGCCAACACCAGUGACUUUGAGCCCCUGUGCACACCUGUGGUGACCUGCACACCAGCCGGCACCACCUACACAUCUUCUUUUAUGUUUACCUUCCCAGAAGCAGACACCUUCCCCUCUUGUGGCACCGCCCACAGGAGAGGAAGCAGCAGCAACGACCAGUCCUCUGAUUCCCUCAGCUCCCCAACCCUGCUGGCCCUUUAAAGACUCUUCCAACAACAAUAGUACUUCCUAUUAAGCACAUUUUCUUGAUGUAUGAAAUAACUGUGCAGAUCACAGGGCUAGUGAAUGGAGAUUUACCAGGAAGCAAAUUAUUUAUGAUUUAAUUUGCCUUUAUCUAUACUUGCCUAUUACACCGAUGUAGCAAGUUUAAAAAAAGCAUGUUUCAACUAAUACCACCUAGUCGUUUUAUGAGUUCAUAUAUGAUUUAAUGGUGCUAGAUAAACAAAACUUGUUGUAGUGUUGAUGUGUUCAGAGCAAUAGUUAUUAUCGAUCCAGUUUGUUUUUCUGGCUAAAUGGAAUGUGAGAGUAAUUGUGAACUGUUUGUGAAACAAAAAAAACAACAACUUUAAACUGACGUGCUUUGUCUUAACCAUGAUGGUCUGAGUGGUCUAUGAAGUUUUCUGUGAAAACAUAAGUGGUUUUAAUUUAUGAAAUUCCA
Molecule: messenger RNA, 1744 nt
Organism: Anoplopoma fimbria (sablefish)
Lineage: Eukaryota; Metazoa; Chordata; Actinopteri; Perciformes; Anoplopomatidae
Product: protein c-Fos-like
Exons: 4
Coding region: 136-1287 (383 amino acids)
Biological process (GO): regulation of transcription by RNA polymerase II
Cellular component (GO): nucleus
Molecular function (GO): RNA polymerase II cis-regulatory region sequence-specific DNA binding; DNA-binding transcription factor activity, RNA polymerase II-specific
Source: RefSeq, a predicted model, not a curated record